Messenger RNA from Tribolium madens (black flour beetle), 2087 nucleotides. RefSeq names its product sodium-dependent neutral amino acid transporter B(0)AT2-like. NCBI's taxonomy places the organism in Eukaryota, Metazoa, Arthropoda, Insecta, Coleoptera, Tenebrionidae. The record is from RefSeq and is a predicted model, not a curated record. The transcript has 5 exons. Gene Ontology annotation, biological process: sodium ion transmembrane transport. Bases 45 to 1940 code for a protein of 631 amino acids. Gene Ontology annotation, cellular component: membrane.
AUUAAUUCACUUUGUAUGACAUAAUAAUUCUGCAGUAAUAAAAGAUGCAAGUUAUGGAUUCGAAACCAAGAAGUAGAAUUGUUGGGGUGUCAGCAAAAACUUUAUCUUCGCAGGGAUACGCUGUUUGUUUUUUUCCAGAACAACCUCCAAGGAAAGUUAUUGAAGAACAGGAGCAGGAAAAAAUCUUUCAAAAAUCUGAAGUCAAAAAAGUUGAAGCCAAAAGAUUAGAAGAAAAAUUAGAAGAAGUCAAGUACAUAAGAUUGCAUUGGAGGAACAGAAUAACCUACGUGGUAGCUUUCAUGGCCUUCACUCUUUCUCUAAACAAUGCGUACCAUUUCCCCAUGAACAUUUAUCGCUUUGGAGGAAACUUCUUCAUCCCUUACACUGUCGUCACAAUAUUUGUUGGCUACCCUCUGCACGUCCUACAGUCUUCACUAGGUCAAUAUAGCCAACGUGGUGUCUUAUGGGUGUGGGAAUGUGCCCCUUUUUGCUGUGGAGUCGGUGUUGCGAUGGUUCUCGCGUGCGCUCUUGUCGCUUUGUAUCACAACAUUUUCGCUGCUUAUUCUCUCAUCUAUUUUUCCCAUUGCUUCCAUUCGAUUCUUCCUUGGACUUACUGCGAAGUGGAAGAAAAUCACACUCAUGCGUGCGCACCUCCAUCAUGGUACAUCUCCCAUAAUAUCAAUUUAUCAUCCCAGGAGUAUUUCUACAAUGUUGUUAUUGACACCAAUGAUAAGUCGCGAGACGUGUGGUCAAUGGGAUCGAUAAAGUGGUGGUUGGUUAUUUCUUUAGUUUUUUCUUGGGUUGUUUGUUAUGUUGCUAUUCUUCGAAGUGCUCGUUCAAUUGGAAAGAUUUGCAUUUUUAUAAUUAUCUUUUCCUAUUUUACACUUUUAAUGCUGAUUAUUGUGGCGCUUCAGUUGAAACAGUUUGGAAAAUUUACGGAAAUUCUUUCAGGAGUUAGACAAUCGGUGAGUUGGUGGAAUUUGGAUAUGUGGUGUGUGGCAACUAUGCAAGUUAUUGUUGAAUUGGGGUUAUGUUAUGGUAUUCCGAUAACUUAUGGUUCCUAUUGCCAUUUUCGUAAUGUUUAUCAGACCGAUUCGCUCAUUCUUUGCUCAAUGAACUAUUUACAUUCUUUGAUUUUUUUCUUCUUGUUUUUCUCGUUUAUGGUUAGGUAUUCUUGUGGUUCUAAGGAUUUUCUUAAACGAUUACCAGAGAACACCAUCGAGAUGGUUUACAUAAUGUAUUCGGAAGCGUUUGCAACUUUACCAGGAAGCCAAUUUUGGUGUAUGACUUUUUUCCUUAUGCUGUUUUUUAUUCUUAUUGGGACACAAAUUGCUAUCCUUGAGGCUAUAAUGACCGCCAUUUACGACAACUUUGUUUAUUUAUCUCAAUUUCGUCCCUGUAUCAAUUUUCUAGUUUGUGGUGGCUUUGCUGUGCUGAGUUUUUGUUUUUGUUGUGACAAUGGUUUGUAUCAAGCUGUUUUCUUGGGUUCCUUCCCCAUUUGGAUUACUGUGAUUCCUCUUUCUAGUUUGUUUGUUUUGGGUAUACUUUUCAUUUAUGGUUUGAAUCAGUAUUUUAGAGACAUGAACUUGAUUCAGAAAGACAAAAACAACUUGAAUCUAAAAUUUUGUAUUUUUGCCUUAUUAACAAUUUUAAUUUUUGUUUUGCUCAUAAUUUUAAUUAAAAGACCGUCUAAUACAUUGACUGGUGAUCAAAACUAUGAUUUCACUCAAGUUGUUAUAAUGUGGUUCAUAUAUUCGUUGUUUAUUGCUACAGUCAUAAUUUUUGCCUUUUUAUGGACAAUGCAUUGUAGAGUUGCACGGAAGAAAGUGUUCAAGUCGUCAGUUACUUGGAUGAGAUUUUAUAAUGAGAGAGCUGAAGGUAGAGGACAAUUUAGUUAUGAUUAUUUGUCUUCAUAUUUUUGGGCCUGGAAUGCACAUUAAUAAAGAACAAUUUGGAAUUGAUGACCUUUUCUUUAUUAUUUAUGUAUAUUUGCGAUAUGUCUAAUUAAUAUAAAUUUAGAGUAAAAAUAUUGAUUCUUACAAAAGUUACACCGUGUGUUUAGCACUCUUUACAAAAUAGCUGCAUAU